Pomacea canaliculata is the source of this 4376-nucleotide messenger RNA. RefSeq names its product filamin-B-like. Lineage: Eukaryota; Metazoa; Mollusca; Gastropoda; Architaenioglossa; Ampullariidae. Gene Ontology annotation, biological process: actin cytoskeleton organization. Gene Ontology annotation, molecular function: actin filament binding. The record is from RefSeq and is a predicted model, not a curated record.
AUCGCCGGACGAUGACAUGAUGAUGCAGUGACGAUUGUAAUGUGAAGAAACAUUGAAUGAGGGAUCGUGACACGGACAGUGUGUUCCUCCUGUCGUCGUCUGCUCGCAGACAGCAAGCUCACUGGAUAACAUGAGCGGGUACCCUGAGGAGACUGAGGGAGGCAUGAGGAAGAUACCCAGCUCGGAGGAGCGCUGGGUGGUCAUUCAGAAGAAGACUUUCACCAACUGGUGCAACGAGCAGCUGAGAGCCGGGGGGAGAGCUGUGGAAAAUCUCGACACCGACUUUUGUGAUGGAGUCAAACUUGUGGCCCUUGUGGAGGCCUUGCAGUUUAAAAAGAUCGGGAAGGUGUACAGCAAGCCCACCAGUCGCAUACAGAUGCUGCAGAAUGCUGCUCUUGCCCUCAAGGCGAUAGCAGACGACAAGAUCCGCCUCGUCAACAUCGGGACUGAGGAUGUAGUCAAUGGUAAUGUCAAGCUGAUACUGGGGUUGCUAUGGCACCUCAUCCUCCGAUACCAGAUCAGCGCCUCGGAUUCCAAAGCUCCACCCAAGCGGAUGAUGCUGGGGUACUUUCAGGGCGCCCUGGAUGGUGUUGUCCUCAACAACUUCACCUCCGACUGGAGCGACGGAGUGGCCCUGCAUGCCCUCAUCGAAUAUUGCAAGCCAGGCACGUCUCCCAACUGGCGAAGACUUGACAGAAAGAGAAGGGUAGAGAACUGCCGCACGGCCAUGCAGCUGGCCAAGGACCACCUCAACGUCCCGUGGGUCAUCAGCGCCGAGGACUUCGCCAGCGCCGAGAUGGACGAGUUGUCGGCAAUGACUUACCUGUCCUACUUCAUCAAGAAGGACUCACCUGGCUACUACGCGACCCUCAACUGGGUGUGUCGGCAGCUCAAGACCACAAAUGUCAGCAACCUGACGACGGACUGGAAUGACGGGUACUACAUGUGUGCCGUGGUUCAGUCUCUGGGUGGACAUAUACCCGGAUGGCCAAAUUUAGACCCCGCAGACAAGGUCAACAAUUGGCAAACAGCCAUUGAUGCCGCCAAAAAGAUGGGCGUGGAGCCGGUAGUGACGGCGGAGGAGGCGACUCGACCGGAAGUCGACCACCUGGCUGUCAUGGCGUAUCUGAGCAAGUUCAUGCACAUCACCCCGCCCUUGCCCAACUCCGAGCGACUCACCUUGACCGCUGACCUGCUGGACGUGAAGAGAGGGUCAAAGACGAGCGUUGUCAUAACGGCUCUCGAUGAAGGCGUGGAGAAGUCCAAAGUCAAGGUGGUUGUCGAUGGACCUGGUGGCUGGGUGCUGGACUGUCCAGUGGUCUGGAGAAACAGCGUUGCUGAGUGCAGCUUCACACCAGAACGAAAGGGAGAGCACACAAUUCGAGUCACCUACUGUGGGGAGGAGAUUAUUGGUAGCCCCGUGUACUUCAAGGUGGCCAACGACCUCACCAACGUCAGGUUCCUGACGCCAUCGGGAGAGUGUCUGGUGGGAAAACCUUUUGUCUUCAAGGUGGACCUGUCCUCAGUACCUGACAGCCAGGCCCACGUCACGGUGCAGUCACAGUCCGGAGACGAGCAGACGAUAGCAGCUGUGUCCAGAGAAGGCGACAUAUUGGUGGCGACCUUUCACCCCUCGACCUACGGUCUGUGGACUGUGCACGUGACUGUUGACGGCGAGGAGGUCGACGAGCACAUCACCGUGUCCGCCAUUGAUGUCAACAAAGCCUUCCUCAUAGGACAGUCAUCCGGGUUCGUGGGAGAGGUCGUUAGGUGCACUGUAAACUGUCAAGACACCGGGUGUGAUGAUGUAACUGUUGAUGUUGAGUACGGAAACUCCUCCCUGGACGCCCUGGUGACCCAGGUCAACGGCAUCCACCACAUAGAAUUCGUGCCACAAAAACCUGUAUUUCACAUUGUCAAAGUUUUCGUCCGAAAGUUAGAAAUCAGAGGUUCACCUUUGACUGUGGACGUUGUCGACCUCCAAGAUGUCAAGGCCUCUGGAGAAGGGCUGAGGAAGGGAGUGAUAGGCAAGGAAUCUCGGUUCAGUGUCGAGGGAACUGAUGACAUCGAGGCUGUCAUUGCCAUGGUGACAGAACAAGCCAGCGGGGAGGAACUUAAAGUCCGACGUUUGGGUAAAACCAGGAACUCCUGCGAGUUCCGGUACUUGCCACGUGACGUUGGUUUAUACGUCAUUUCCGUCGUUUGGAAAGGACGCCAUGUGCAUGGUAGCCCCUUCAAAGCGCGCGUGACCGACCGCUCGGCCGUGACCCUGAUCACUGACCUCGGAGAGUUGAAGGACGAGAAUGACCACGUGGUGCUGGACUUCGACACGGAGAUGGUGCUGGAGGUGGACAUCAGUCGUGCGGGCCCUGGAACAUUCACAGCUGAAAUGUUGGGACCGGCGGGCAAAGUGCCGGUGCACGUGAACCAAUCCACUGACAUCGCCGAGGUCGGCAUCCGAACACACACAGAAGGUCUUCACUAUCUUCACCUGUACUGGGCGGAAUCACCUCUACCUUUCUCGCCCAUCCUGGCUUAUUGCGAUGGUCCGCCGCUUCCCGAAGACGCUGGACGCGUGCAGAUCAGAGGUCAAGGGGCGGAGUCAGCGCGUGCGACUGUGGAGGCCGAGUUCACUGUGGAUGGCCGCAAAGCUGGGCCAGGCAUCCUUCGUGUGGAGAUGAAAGGGGUGCGAAGCAACCUACCCGUACACAUACAUCCCUUGAAGUACAACCGUUAUACAUGUACAUACACGUCGCCAUAUCCAGGUGGUUUCCUGCUGUACGUCUACUGGUCAGGAGUGCUGGUCCCGGGAUGUCCACACAAGGUAUCAAUCACUGCGAAAGGUGACGUGUCAAAGGUGAAGGUUUUUGGCGAAGGUCUCAAAGGUGGCAUCGCAGGAUACGAACUAAAAGUCUUCGUGGACACCCGAGAAGCCGGGCCGGGGGAGGUAACUGCUUCGUGCACAAGCAGCCGCGAGGGGGCGCGCGUAGAUGUGAAAGAGAGUGAGGAUGGUAUCUACACUCUGCGCAUUCUACCUACAAACCCAGAAAAGCACAUUCUGCACGUGCUGUAUGACAAGGAGCAUGUCGCAGAAAGCCCAUACACACUUCGCAUCGGGGAUCCUCCGGAUUCCUCAAAAGUGAAAGUGUUUGGACCCGGGGUGGAGGACGGUGUUAUCCACGCCUUUGAGUCCAGGUUCCUGGUGGAGACAUACGGCGCCGGGGCGGGGCAGCUGGCGGUUCGCAUCCGAGGGCCACGAGGUGGCUUCAAGGUAGACAUGUCCCGAGAGUCUGGCAACGACCGCACGAUCACGUGCCGCUAUGACCCCGCGGAGACGGGUCAGUACAUCAUCCACGUCAGGUGGUCCGGCCAGGAAGUGCCUGACAGCCCCUUCGUCGUCGACAUCGUCGACAGCUAUUCCGAACUCGACAGCAUCCGCAAGAACAAGAAGGCAAACAACUCGAGUAAUAACUGGAGGGCGGAAAUUUAAAUCUUAGAGAAAAGAAAAUGGCCGACAGUUCCCCUGACAGCACCGGGACCUGUCCUCAAGUUCCUCACAUCAAACAUUCACAAGAUACUGCCACUGUAUUCGCAGACUGCCCUGUGACAAAACUUUUCAAAGGACUGAUUAACAGUCAUUCAUCAAGACAUUUCCUCUUUUAAAGACAGCAAAGAUGAAUUCAGGGCUGCGAGAUAUUUUACAUUUAUUAUUUCAGAGUCGGCCAGAAAACAGAAUAAAGGUGAAUGUAAUGAAUGUGUACAAAAGGUAACCAAUGUGAAGGGUUUAGUUUUGAUAGUCUGUAGCCAAGAGAAAUAUCAUCGCAGUUCACUUGCCUGGCGAUGUUAGCAAUAUGCGUGUGUUAGAGGGUUGAAAUAUUUUUACUGAACAGUUUUCACCAUUUGAGUAAGUUCGUCAUGCUCGGAAAGAAAGAAUAUCUUAGUCUCAUAAACUUACUUAUGGUAUGUGUGAAUAAAUGUAGGCCUGCUUCAUCUGCCUGCCUGAUUUUUGUUUUAAUUGGAAUUAACAUGAGGUUGGUGUACAUUGGAUGAAAGUAGACGAGAACAAGGAGUAUCUUUUUAUUAUUUUGUUUUUAUCUGUUUCUCUUUCAUUGGCUGUGUCUUUACAACGUAAAUAUAUUGAUGCACAAUGUCUGUGGUGUUUAAAAAAUAUUUUUGCACCUCACUAGGUCUUUAACAAUGUCUUGUGUACCAAUGUUAACAGGACAUCCGUUCAUGUCGCUCCUGCAGAGUACAGAAUGAAAGAGCUCUGCUUCAACCGAUAAUAAAAAUAUAAAAAUCAUCCGCUUUUAUUGAAUAAUUUUAUUUUGUUUUGAGUUAUAUGCCGUUGAAUUAAAAAAUGAAUACCUUUCCAGAAA